GAGAGAGAUCGCUUACCAGCUGCAAAGAGAGCCGGCAAGGCGACCCAACCGAUUUUUCCUUUGCAAAGACGCUACAUCUUCUCCAAAGCCAUGAUGGAAGCUCCUGUGUGUCUGAUUGAGAACCGGCCAAAUGGCCUCCAUGUUUCCCCGGAGGCCCUUCAGUUGCUCUCGGAAAUCCAGAAUCCGGUGGUGGUGGUGUCCAUCGUGGGACUGUGCCGCACGGGCAAGUCCUACCUGAUGAACAGGCUGGCUGGUAAAACUACUGGUUUCUCUUUGGGCUCCACCGUGCAAGCAGAAACGAAAGGAAUUUGGAUGUGGUGCGUUCCCUAUCCGGACAGGCCUAAACAAACCCUUGUCCUUCUGGAUACUGAGGGGUUCGGUGACAUAAGAAAGGGCAGUUCUCAGAAUGAUGCCUGGAUCUUUGCUUUGGCCGUGUUGCUGAGCAGCACCCUGGUCUACAACAGUGUGGGGACCAUUGAUCAGACUGCCCUGGACAACCUUCAUUUUGUGACAGAGCUGACUGAACAUAUCAAGGCAAAGGCUUCCUCCAUUCCUGGAGAUACGGUUGACUCCUCUGAAUUUGUUGGCUUCUUUCCAGCCUUUGUCUGGUCAGUGCGAGAUUUUACACUGCAGCUAAAACUGGACAACCAACCCAUCACGGAGGAUGAAUAUCUUGAAGAAGCUCUGAAAUUAAAAACAGAGAACACUGAAAAGGAUCGGAUAUUCAAUCUGCCACGCAAAUGCAUCCGGCUGUUCUUCCCCACCCGGAAGUGUUUCGUCUUUAAAUGCCCUACUAAUAGUAAUAACUUAUCUGACCUGGAAAAGAUUGAGGACAGUGAGCUGGAGCCUGGAUUUGUGGAACAAGCAAAUAUCUUCUGUCGUUACGUCUAUAAGGCUUCCCGAGAGAAGACUCUUCCAGGCGGGCACGUUGUCACUGGCAGCUUGCUGGCAAAGUUGGUUGAGGCCUAUGUGGAUACUAUCUCCAGUGGGAAGGUCCCCUGCCCGGAGAACGCAGUCUUGGCCUUGGCUGAGAUGGAGAACAGGGCAGCUGUGCAGGAAGCUGUUGCUCGCUACACACAAAUGAUGGAACGAAGCUUGAAGCUACCUACUGAUAGUCUCCAGGAACUUCUGGACCAACACAAAAUAUGUGAGGAACAAGCCCUCCAGGUGUUCAUGGAUCGUGCUUUCAAGGAUGAUACACGGCAGUUCCAGACUGAACUCAUGAAAACUCUGGAUAGCAAAAAGGAAGAAUACUGCAGCAAAAAUGAGCUGAAAUCUUCUGAAAUCAGUUCAGCGUUAUUGAUUUCACUCUCUGGGACUCUGGAGCAGAACAUCAAGAACAGAAGCUACGCCCCAGCUGGUGGCCAGCAGGAAUUUCUAAAUGACCUCCAGAAAGUGGAGAAACGAUUCUCGAAGUCACCUAAGAAAGGAAUAAUGGCAGGGAAGAUCUUGAAAGAAUUCCUCCAGAGCAAAGAAGACAUCAGCAAAAUCCUCAUUCAAAGUGACGUGAGCCUUCAAGAGAAGGAGAAGGAAAUAGAAGAAGAAAAAAUGAAGGCCAAAGCCAAAGAACUAGAGGACGAGGUCCAGAAGCAGAAAAUGGAAAUGCUCCAACAGAAGUUGGAGGACCAGAAACAGAGUUAUGAGGUGAACAAACAGAAGCUAAAGGAGAAGUUGGAGGAAGAAAGGAAUCAGAUAAAGGAAGAGUAUGAGAAGAUGAUCCAAAGCAAACUCAGGGAGCAGAAGGCUUUAUCGGAAGAGGGUUUCUGUAAGGAAGCAAACCAACUGGAAAUGGAAAUCUAUCAGCUCAAAACCAAAAAGGAAGAAACCGUGGACACAUCAAACUGGAUCACCUCAGCUUUUGAAAUGCUAAGGGAGGCAUUUAUUGCCAUGAUACCUAAACUUUUAUUCGAACUUCUUUCGCUAGUUUUAAACAGAUUUAAGCCUUUGUAACCCAGAACAGAUACUCUUAUUUCAAGGAAAUUUCUCUCCCAGGAAGUUCCUCUACUUCCUAGAAAGGCCCCAGCUUCGUUCAUGCUACAGUUAUUUUAGAUUCAUUCCGUAGAUUUAAAUUCCUGGCGUGCAACACCAUUCUUGGACCUUAGGGAUUUUUUUUUGUAAAUUUUAUUGGUUUUUAAAGACAAACAAA
Notechis scutatus (mainland tiger snake) is the source of this 2146-nucleotide messenger RNA. Its product is annotated as guanylate-binding protein 1-like. The record is from RefSeq and is a predicted model, not a curated record. Lineage: Eukaryota; Metazoa; Chordata; Lepidosauria; Squamata; Elapidae. Gene Ontology annotation, molecular function: GTPase activity; GTP binding.